Molecule: messenger RNA, 2275 nt
Organism: Cynocephalus volans (Philippine flying lemur)
Lineage: Eukaryota; Metazoa; Chordata; Mammalia; Dermoptera; Cynocephalidae
Gene: EML2
Product: EMAP like 2
Exons: 19
Coding region: 50-1999 (649 amino acids)
Biological process (GO): microtubule cytoskeleton organization
Cellular component (GO): mitotic spindle
Molecular function (GO): microtubule binding
Source: RefSeq, a predicted model, not a curated record
AGCCGGUCCCGGCUCCACCCCCGGCCCCGAAGCUCCGCCGGCCGCCGCCAUGAGUAGCUUUGGAGCCGGCAAAACCAAAGAAGUUAUCUUCAGCCUGGAGGAGGGCUUCGUGAAAAUGUUCCUGAGGGGCCGCCCUGUGCCCAUGCUGAUCCCAGACGAGCUGGUGACCACCUACAGCCUGGACAUGCGCUCGGAGCUGCCUUCCUGCCGGCUCAAGCUGGACUGGGUCUAUGGCUACCGAGGCCGAGACUGCCGGGCCAACCUUUACCUGCUGCCCACAGGGGAGAUAGUGUACUUUGUGGCCUCUGUGGCUGUGCUAUACAGUGUGGAGGAGCAGAGGCAGCGACACUACCUGGGACACAAUGAUGACAUCAAAUGCCUGGCUGUCCACCCAGAUAUGGUCACCAUCGCCACUGGACAGGUGGCAGGCACCACUAAGGAUGGGAAGCCGCUGCCACCCCAUGUGCGCAUCUGGGACUCAGUGUCACUCUCCACCUUACAUGUGCUGGGCCUGGGGGUGUUUGACAGAGCUGUGUGCUGUGUAGGCUUCUCCAAAUCUAAUGGGGGCACCCUGCUAUGUGCGGUGGAUGAAUCCAAUGAUCAUAUGCUCUCCGUGUGGGACUGGGCCAAGGAGGCCAAAGUGGUAGACAGCAAGUGCUCCAACGAGGCCGUGCUGGUGGCCACCUUCCACCCCAUGGACCCCACUGUGCUUAUCACCUGCGGGAAGUCCCACAUCUACUUCUGGAGCCUGGAGGGGGGCAGUAUGAGCAAGAGACAGGGCCUCUUUGAGAAACACGAGAAACCGAAAUAUGUUCUGUGUGUGACCUUUUUGGAGGGUGGUGACGUGGUCACUGGAGACUCUGGGGGGAACCUCUAUGUGUGGGGCAAAGGUGGAAACCGCAUCUCACAGGCAGUGCUGGGUGCCCAUGAUGGUGGUGUGUUUGGGCUCUGCGCCCUGCGGGACGGGACGCUGGUAUCUGGAGGGGGCCGUGAUCGGCGGGUGGUCCUCUGGGGCUCUGACUACAGCAAGCUGCAGGAGGUGGAGGUCCCUGAGGACUUCGGCCCUGUGCGCACUGUGGCAGAGGGCCGGGGAGACACGCUGUAUGUGGGGACCACCCGCAACUGCAUCCUGCAGGGCUCGGUCCAUACGGGCUUCUCACUGCUUAUCCAGGGCCAUGUGGAAGAGCUGUGGGGCCUGGCCACACACCCCAGCCGGGCACAGUUUGUGACCUGUGGGCAGGAUAAGCUGGUGCAUCUGUGGAGUACAGAGUCCCACCAGCCCCUGUGGAGUAGGAUCAUUGAGGACCCUGCAUGCUCUGCCAGCUUCCACCCCAAUGGUUCUGUCCUGGCUGUGGGCACAGUGACUGGCAGAUGGCUGCUGCUGGACACGGAGACCCAUGACCUGGUGGCUAUCCAUACAGACGGCAACGAGCAGAUCUCAGUGGUCAGCUUCUCCCCAGACGGGGCGUACCUGGCCGUGGGCUCCCACGACAACUUGGUGUACGUGUACACGGUGGACCAGGGCGGCCGCAAGGUCAGCCGACUGGGCAAGUGCUUGGGCCACUCUAGUUUUAUAACUCACCUGGACUGGGCCCAGGACAGCAGCUGCUUUGUCACCAACUCUGGGGACUACGAGAUUCUGUACUGGGACCCGGCCACCUGUAAGCAGAUCACCAGUGCAGAUGCUGUGAGGAAUGUGGAAUGGGCCACAGCUACUUGUGUCCUGGGGUUUGGGGUGUUUGGGAUCUGGCCUGAGGGGGCUGAUGGUACUGAUAUCAACGCUGUGGCCCGCUCACACGAUGGGAAGUUACUGGUUUCAGCUGAUGAUUUUGGCAAAGUCCACCUGUUUAGCUACCCCUGCUUUCAGCCUCGAGCCCUCGGCCACAAAUAUGGUGGACACAGCAGCCACGUGACAAACGUGGCCUUCUUGUGGGAUGACAGCAUCGUCCUGACCACGGGGGGCAAAGACACCAGCGUGCUGCAGUGGCGGGUGGUCUGAAGCAGGGUUCCCAGGGACACGGGGCCGGGAUAGAGUCAGGUGAAAGGGCUGGAAUUCUAUUUUCGGGAGAUGUCUAUUGCCGAGUAGAGUAAUAUAUACCCAGAUUAUGUCUAUAGCAGAGGGGGUUAUUAGGGUGGGAGGGUGGACUGACAGAAUCUCUAUUUAUCGGGGUAGGAAAAGGGGUCACAUUGCUUUGGGGGAGCCAUUGGUGUUUGGUUUGGGGUGUUUUUUUAAGUUUAUUCUUUUAUAUCAUCCAGAAAUAAAAACGUGCACUGA